UAUUUAAACUUUACUGAAUACCGGAGGACUCUUUUAGGAAGCUAAAAGCUCACAGGAAAGCUAAGCUACAUUAGCGUGCUAUCUGAGAAGGAAGCUAAGCUACGUUAGCGUGCUAGCUGAGAGAGAAUCUAAGCUACGUUAGCGUGCUAGCUGAGAGAGAAUCUAAGCUACGUUAGCGUGCUAGCUGAGAGAGAAGCUAAGCUACGUUAUCGUGCUGGCUGAGAGGCUAAUUGCGGAGGGAAGUAGUGAGUCAUGGCGAAGUGGGGACAAGGAGAUCCGCGCUGGAUUGUGGAGGAAAGAGCGGACGCUACGAAUGUUAACAACUGGCACUGGACUGAGCGUGAUGUCAGUGCCUGGUCACAGGAUGUCCUGAACGAGCUUCUUCUCAGAGUCCGUGUGGAAAACGAAGAUGGCGUCUGCCAAAUUACAGACGUGAGCGAAAUCGAGGGUGAAGCUUCAAUUAACAACCGCAAAGGGAAACUUAUCUUCUUCUACGAAUGGAUCAUUAAAGCUUCAUGGACCGGAACCUCAAAAAAUGGGCUAAAAUAUAAAGGGAACGUUGAGGUGAUGAACCUAUCGGAUGAGAAUGACAUAGAUGACCUGGAUAUCUGCAUUAUAGCAUGUAAAGACCAGCCCACUACACCUCUAACUGCCCUCAUGAAGAAGGAUGGAGAGAAGGAGGUCAAACUGGCUCUACAGGGCUAUGUGUCACACCUGAAAAAAGAGUUCUCUCAGGGUAUGAUCCUGCCUACAGCUGAAGGGGUCAGUAAACAGCAGCAAACUCACAUCAAGCUGGAGAAGAACCCGAGCGGCUCCCCGGCCAUCUCUAAAUCUCCCAGCUCUGGAGUCAAAAUCCCAACAGUCUCGUUUCAUCUAAAGGAGACAUUCCUCACCUCGUCUGAGGAGCUCUACAAGGUUUUCCUCAACCAAGAGAUGGUUCAAGCGUUCACACACCUCACUGCCCAUGUGGAUGGAGUAAGAGGAGGACGGUUCUGCCUGCUGGAGGGAAAUGUGCAUGGAGAGUUCGCGGAAUUGGUCCCAGACCAAAGGAUCGUCAUGAGGUGGAGGUUUUCAUCUUGGCCAGCAGGACACUUUUCGACAGUCACGCUGGACUUUACAGACCGAGACAGUGAGACAGAAAUGUCUCUGGAGGCUAAAGGUGUCCCCAGCAGUGAGGAGGAGAGGAUGAAGGAGGGAUGGCAGAGAUAUUACUUUGACGCCAUUAAACAGACAUUCGGUUACGAAGCUCGGAUCUGCUGAGUCACGUCUUUCUAAUUUAUUUAAUAUAAUGAUCCGCAUGAAAACAGCUUUAACACAAGUGUUUGUGAAAUAAAUAAGGGGUUACACACUCUGUAUGUGGUGCUGUUAUUGUAAAGUAAUCAGUGAUGAAGUAAAACCUGAAAUAAAAUAUCUUCCUGUAA
Tachysurus vachellii is the source of this 1421-nucleotide messenger RNA. It is a transcript of the gene ahsa1a, whose product is annotated as AHA1, activator of heat shock protein ATPase homolog 1a. Gene Ontology annotation, cellular component: cytosol. Gene Ontology annotation, biological process: protein folding; positive regulation of ATP-dependent activity. NCBI's taxonomy places the organism in Eukaryota, Metazoa, Chordata, Actinopteri, Siluriformes, Bagridae. The transcript has 9 exons. The record is from RefSeq and is a predicted model, not a curated record. Gene Ontology annotation, molecular function: protein-folding chaperone binding; ATPase activator activity. The coding region runs from base 253 to 1260 and encodes 335 amino acids.